GUUAAAUGGGCAAAUACUAUUAUGCAUGGUCUUAAAACUGCAACUAAUAUAAAAAAAAAGAUUUUAUUAAUCGAUGAAAAAUUAUACACAAAAUGAUGAUCAACAUAAAAAUUGUUUAUUUUAUCUGAAACAUUGUAAUUAGUAAUAAUGUUUACUCAUUUUGUAUUGUUCUAUUUUCCCCUGGUUAAUUUGGGCAAUUUAAUUUAGUCACCAUUGCAAUUUCUACUCCAAUCCAGAUGGGGGCGGUAAAGCAUCUAAACGGCAUUUAAUAAAAAUAAAAGAAGAAGAAAACCUAUAUAAACCCAGUCUCGCGAUAUUAGUUUACGUCAUUCCAUGAUGGCUGAAGAUUCCGGCGGAACAUUUUUCAAUUUCUAUCUUAUUUUUCUCCCCUUUUUUGUACCUAAGCUUGUCAUAGAGACAUGGCUGGACCUAUAGAAAAGUUAGACGUCUACAGAUCAUUGGUGUCGACAUGCCCAAGAAAGGGAACCGAAAACGGCUGAAAUUUAAGGCGGGGGACGUUUGUUCGGAAUCAGUGACCGUUGCUGAUUAUGCUGAUGCCGACCCAGCCAUUGUGAAGUCUGGGAGGGUGAAGAAGGCUGUUGCAAAUGCAAUUGAAAAAGAAGCAAAAUUACUUUGUGGCCUGGAAGCAUCUCAGGGCGCGGUGGACGAAGUCCUCUCAUCUUCAGUUGGUGUUGAGGAGGAUCGAAGCAUCGAAGACUGUGAUCCUGGAGAAGAGGAAGAAGGAGAGAAUGAAAACAAAGUAGGCCGCAAAAAGAAAAACAAAAGGAGAAAAGAAAAUAGUGAGAAUGAGGAUGGAGAAUAUUAUCCAGUUGACAUUUGGCUUCUUCUUGCGUCGUAUAUUCGACCUGAGGAUGUAUGCAAGUUUGCACUGAUCUGCAAGAACGCCUGGACUGUCACUUGUACAGCCGCUUUUUGGACCAGACUCUACAGAAGACAUUACAAGAUUGACGUGGACCUGCCGUUCCGCCUUCAGCCUGACUCCAUAGAUAAGAUGCACUGUCUUCGAGCCUGCGUCAUUCGCUCCCUUUUCCACCUAUAUGAGCCCUUCAGUUUACGCGUCUCCAAAAUUCCUACUCUCCCAGAAUCCACGCCAACGUUACUCAACUCAAAGUGUUUACUCUUCUGGGUCAGGAAAGUGUCAGAGGCAUUAUGGGAGUUCAACUUCAAGUUUGUAAAGCAGGAACAUCGCAGAAAUGGUUGUGCUAAAUCUCUGCUCAUGCCCAAACAAUAUGAAAACGUCCACGUGAAUCCAGACUCAGACUGCUAUGUGCUCCAGGUCACCACGCUCAACUUUAUCUUCAUCCCAGUCGUCAUGGGAAUGACUCUGGCCCUGUUCACCAUUAACGUGAGCACAGACAUGCGGCACCACCGCGUUCGUCUGAUCUUCCAGGAUUCCCCCCUCCAGAGGAAGAAGAGGGGGGAUCAAAGUGGGAUCCAGGUGAUUCUGGAUCCCGUACAAAGUGUCAAAUUAAUGGACUGGUGGCAUCCUCAGUACCCCUCGUCGCCCUACUCAUGACGACGCUCUCGACAGCACAACCAGGAGGUCCUUCUGGUUCCUUCAACCCUGAAAUGAUCGCUGACUCUAGUCACAUUUUUAUUUAAUUCUUUUGUGUUUGCGUACACAUUUUGAUUUUUAAAAGGAUUUAGAAGAGUGUCUGGGUAAAUCUUAUUCAAAUACGUAUCCAUUACAGUCGAUUGCAGUUUGCAGGAAUGACGGCGUGAUCACACCCUAAACAUGUUGCAGAAUAUUUCUUUAGACUCAGUUGGAGUUGAUGAAGUGAACAUUUUUACAAUCCCUGCUGUGAUCUGGUUUGUUUUCCACUUGUGAUGUUAUGCAGCACUGAUUUAAAUGUUCAGUCAACAAUUGUAUUUUUUGUAAGACAGAAAAAUCAGGUUUAUUUAUUUUAAAACAUGAUUGUGAAUGUUGUUUGCUUCCAACAAGAAAUUCUUUAUUUUUUUUUCCUAAUUAUGUAACCUGAAUCACUUCAUGCCACAUUCAGAUUAUCAGUGUUGAAAGAAAGUAGAACUUUACCAAUAUGCUUGGUGCUGAGUUUAUUCUGCGUAUUCACUGCCUAAGAAAAUGUCAGAACUUUGUCUAAUUCAAUGCAAAUUUGAGUUAAUUGCAUCUGGGUGAUCAAGGAGGUUUUUUUUAUUUCAUUGACUGAGUUCUAGUAAAAAAAAAUCAACCAUAACGAUACAAUAAACAGAAAGUUGCUGUUAAA
Molecule: messenger RNA, 2243 nt
Organism: Oryzias melastigma (Indian medaka)
Lineage: Eukaryota; Metazoa; Chordata; Actinopteri; Beloniformes; Adrianichthyidae
Gene: tmem183a
Product: transmembrane protein 183A
Exons: 8
Coding region: 470-1537 (355 amino acids)
Biological process (GO): regulation of protein stability
Cellular component (GO): SCF ubiquitin ligase complex
Molecular function (GO): protein binding
Source: RefSeq, a predicted model, not a curated record